AUGUCGUUCGGCUUCCAAUUCGACGACUCCGAGAUGGACGAAGAGUACCUCUCCUCGUCCAACGCACCCUUCCAACCAUCAACAUCCCCCACGACGCAGCAGACAUCCACAUCCGACCAGGCGCCGUUUUGCGAACACUCACUUGAAGAUAUGCUCGAACACCUACCAUCAAGAAUAUCUUACUCCUCGAUCGACAUCAGCCUGUCCAGUGGUAGCGGGUCGAGUCAACCUUACAAGCUCUUACGCCGCGACCUCUUCGAUGCGCGCUUCCAGAUGUUGCUCGACGAAGACGACCACUCCAACUCGCAGGUGGAUACGCACUCCGAUCUCAUCCCCAACGUUUACGAAGGAGGGCUCAAAACCUGGGAGUGUGCGUUGGACCUCGUCGAAGUCCUCCACACCCACUCCACCACCGAUCACAAACACAUCCUCGAGCUGGGCUGCGGGACGGCCCUACCCUCGCUCUUCCUCUUCUCUAACCUUCUUGCUUCGUCAAAUCGGGCUGGUGUGACGCUUCAUCUAGCGGAUUACAACGCGCAAGUGCUGCAACUGGUCACACUGCCCAACCUGCUGCUGACGUGGUACGCCUCGCCGGCCGGAUCGCACUAUCGCUCGCUCGAAGCAUCACACCGCUCGCACGAGCAACAAGAACUCUCGAGGCGCGGUCAAGAACAUUUUGCCACAGACGAGGCCGAGCUCGCCAUCACAGACGAACUCCUUGCUGCGUUCAGCGAGUCGCUCGCAUCGCGUGGCAUUCAGGUGAAAAUCUACUCGGGCGCAUGGAGUGGCUUUCCGCAGUCGUUAGUAGCAGGCAAGAUGGAUCUCAUUUUGACAUCCGAGACGAUCUACUCGCUGGAGUCGCUGCCUGCGCUGGUGGAGCUGCUGGGUCGGUAUGCGGGUGGACAGGUGCUCGUCGCUGCUAAAGUCAUCUACUUUGGCGUAGGAGGAGGGGUCGAGUCGUUCAAGCAGGUCUUGGCGCAACUGCACCCAACGGCGAGGGUCGAACCUGUUCACAGCGUCACCAAGGGCGUAGGACGGACAGUUCUCUCAGUCACUUUCUGA
Molecule: messenger RNA, 1062 nt
Organism: Kalmanozyma brasiliensis GHG001
Lineage: Eukaryota; Fungi; Basidiomycota; Ustilaginomycetes; Ustilaginales
Exons: 1
Coding region: 1-1062 (353 amino acids)
Biological process (GO): peptidyl-histidine methylation, to form tele-methylhistidine
Molecular function (GO): protein-L-histidine N-tele-methyltransferase activity
Source: RefSeq, a predicted model, not a curated record